GCGCCCUGCCGACCCAGGGGGAGGGACGCCCGGCCCCGGCCGCUCCGCUGCUCCGGCCGCGCGUCCCGUCCCAUCCCGUCCCGUCCCGUCCGCCGUCUUCCUGCUGCCCCGGCCCCAGCCCGGUUUCUUUGUGCGGCGCUGCCGGCCGGUCCCACCUCCGGGCCUCUCGCCUCGCCGCGGCCGCCGCGGGACCCAGCGCGGGGGAAUGGUCUGCGCGCCGAGUUCGGGGAGACAGGAAGUGAAGCGCGCGAGCCCCAUGAGCGCGCGGCGGCGCGGGCUGGCGUGCGGGCGCGGCUGCGGCGGCCUCGCGGCGGGGCCCCGGGAGGCUGGCCGCUGAGCGGGGCGCACGGCCCCGAGGAUGCGGGAGCCGGAGCAGCAUUGGCGUGGGUGCUCCCAUCACCUGGUCUUUGGAGACUCAGUUGCUUUUUAAUGGCGGCGGCAGCUGCUGGGUGAGCAGCCGGAGACUGUGCAGUACUCCUUCCGUCAGGACAGGAUCGCUUUCUCUCACCAUCACCACCACUGGAUUGGUGGCGGUGCUUUUCCCUUUGCACUCUUUCAACUCUUGAAGGGAGAAGAAGAUGCCACUGCCAUUUGGAUUGAAACUGAAACGCACCCGGCGCUACACGGUCUCCAGCAAGAGCUGUCUGGUUGCCCGGAUCCAGCUGCUCAACAAUGAAUUUGUAGAGUUCACGCUAUCCGUGGAGAGCACGGGCCAGGAGAGCCUGGAGGCGGUGGCCCAAAGACUGGAGCUGCGGGAGAUCACUUACUUCAGUCUCUGGUACUACAACAAGCAAAACCAGCGCAGGUGGGUAGAUUUGGAAAAACCUCUAAAGAAGCAGCUGGAUAAAUAUGCAUUGGAACCUACCGUCUAUUUUGGAGUGGUGUUUUAUGUGCCUUCAGUUUCACAGCUGCAGCAGGAGAUUACCAGGUAUCAGUAUUAUCUGCAGCUGAAGAAAGAUAUCUUGGAAGGAAACAUUCCUUGUACAUUAGAACAAGCAAUUCAGCUAGCAGGCUUAGCUGUUCAAGCUGAUUUUGGUGACUUUGAUCAAUAUGAAUCCCAGGACUUUCUUCAGAAAUUUGCCUUGCUUCCUGUGGAGUGGUUACAAGAUGAAAAAGUAUUGGAAGAAGCAACACAAAAAGUGGCCUUACUGCAUCAGAAAUACAGAGGGCUGACAGCUGCUGAUGCUGAAAUGCUGUACAUGCAGGAGGUAGAGAGAAUGGAUGGCUACGGAGAAGAGAGCUACCCUGCCAAGGACAGCCAAGGCAGCGACAUAUCCAUCGGAGCGUGUCUUGAAGGUAUCUUUGUGAAACAUAAGAACGGAAGGCCUCCUGUGAUAUUUAGGUGGCAUGAUAUUGCUAACAUGUCCCACAAUAAGUCCUUUUUUGCGUUAGAGCUGGCAAAUAAAGAGGAGACCAUCCAGUUUCAGACUGAAGACAUGGAAACAGCAAAAUAUGUGUGGAGACUCUGCGUUGCACGACACAAAUUUUACAGACUAAAUCAGUGUAGCCUGCAAACUCAGACCGUCAUAGUGAACCCAAUUAGGAGGAGGUCUUCUUCGAGGAUGUCUCUGCCUAAACCCCAGCCCUAUGCGAUGCCUCCCCCACCGCAGCUGCAUUAUAAUGGACAUUAUACAGAACCAUACUCUUCUUCCCAAGAUAACCUCUUUAUGACCAACCAGAACGGAUACUACUGUCACUCUCAGACAAGUUUGGAUCGAGCCCAGCUUGACCUGAGUGGUCGCAUCCGCAACGGCAGUGUCUACAGUGCGCACAGCACCAGCUCCUUGAAUAACCCCCAGCCCUACAUGCAGCCCUCGCCCAUGUCCUCCAACCCGAGCAUCACCGGGAGCGACGUCAUGAGGCCCGACUACGUCCCGUCGCACCGGCACAGCGCCCUGAUCCCCCCGUCCUACCGCCCGACCCCCGACUACGAGACGGUGAUGAAGCAGCUCCACAGAGGCCUGGCGCCCGCCGAGAGGCAGAGCCACUCGCUGAGAAACCUCAACAUCGGCAGCUCGUACGCGUACAGCAGGCCCGACGCGCUGGUGUACAGCCAGCCCGAGAUCCGCGAGCGCGCGCACUUCAGCUCCCCGCCCUCGGCCCACUGCGCGUUCAGCCUGAAUUACAGUUUCCACAGCCAGGCCGCGUACCCGCACCCCGCGGAGAGGCGGCCGGUGGUGGGUGCCGUCAGCGUGCCCGAGCUGACCAACGUGCAGCUGCAGGCCCGCGACUACCCCGCCCCCAACAUCAUGAGGACGCAGGUGUACCGCCCGCCGCCCCCCUACCCGUACCCCAGGCCCGCCAACAGCACCCCGGACCUGUCCCGCCACCUCUACAUCAGCAGCAGCAACCCCGACCUCAUCACCCGGCGGGUCCACCACUCGGUGCAGACGUUCCAGGAGGACAGCUUGCCGGUGGCGCACUCCCUCCAGGAGGUGAGCGAGCCGCUGACCUCGGCCCGGCACGCCCAGCUCCAGAAGAGGAACAGCAUCGAGAUCGCCGGGCUGAGCCACGGCCUCGAGGGCCUGCGGCUCAAGGAGAGGACCCUGUCGGCGUCGGCGGCCGACGUGGCCCCGCGCGCCGGCUCCGCGGGCUCCCAGCCGAGCGUGGUCGCAGAAAGGACAAAGCGGGACGAGGAGGACGAGCGGGAGAGCCUUAGAUACGGUCACAAGAAGUCUCUUUCAGACGCCACCAUGCUGAUACACAGCAGCGAGGAGGAGGAGGAGGACUUCGAGGAGGAACACGGCGCGCGGGCGCAGCCCUCUCCCCGGGCGCCGGAGCCGCUGGGCAGCUACUCCCAGGAAGCCCUGGCGAGCGGCCCCCGCGCCGGCCCCCUGCACAUCCUUGAGCCCAAGGUCCACGGCACUGCGGCCGAGAGGAGGGGGAGGGACGGCAGCCCCGGUCCCCCUCCCGGGGACGGCCCGCGGCCCAGGAGGGACGGGCUGCUGACGCCGUCCGUGUCGGAGUCCGACCUCACCACGUCGGGGAGGUACCGCGCCAGGAGGGACUCCCUGAAGAAGAGGCCGGUGUCAGAUCUCCUCUCCGGAAAGAAGAACGUCGUGGAAGGGCUUCCGCCGUUAGGGGGAAUGAAAAAGAGCCGAGUAGAUGCAAAGAAAAUUGGUCCUCUCAAAUUGGCUGCCCUGAACGGACUCUCCCUGUCUCGACUGCCUCUGCCUGAUGAAGGAAAGGAGGUGCCUGCCAGAGCCACGAACGAUGAGAGGUGUAAAAUUCUGGAACAGCGGUUAGAGCAGGGAAUGGUAUUCACAGAAUAUGAAAGAAUUCUGAAAAAACGGCUAGUCGAUGGAGAGUGCUCAACAGCACGGCUCCCUGAAAAUGCAGAAAGAAAUCGGUUCCAAGAUGUCCUUCCCUAUGACGAUGCCAGAGUGGAGCUGGUCCCAACCAAAGAAAACAAUACCGGUUACAUCAACGCAUCACAUAUUAAGGUCUCUGUCAGUGGAAUUGAAUGGGAUUAUAUUGCCACUCAAGGACCAUUACAGAAUACCUGUCAGGAUUUUUGGCAGAUGGUGUGGGAACAGGGAAUUGCAAUUAUAGCAAUGGUGACAGCAGAAGAGGAGGGUGGAAGGGAGAAGAGCUUUAGGUAUUGGCCACGCCUUGGUUCCAGGCACAACACCGUCACCUAUGGAAGGUUUAAGAUCACCACCCGGUUCCGCACAGACUCCGGCUGCUAUGCUACCACGGGCUUGAAAAUGAAGCACCUCCUCACGGGGCAGGAGAGGACGGUCUGGCAUCUCCAGUACACAGACUGGCCUGAGCAUGGCUGUCCGGAGGACCUCAAGGGAUUUUUAUCAUACCUUGAAGAGAUCCAGUCUGUUCGACGCCAUACAAAUAGUACAAGUGAACCGAAAAGCCCCAACCCUCCGUUACUGGUCCACUGCAGUGCCGGCGUGGGACGGACUGGCGUCGUCCUCUUGUCGGAGAUCAUGAUUGCCUGUCUGGAACACAACGAGGUGCUGGACAUCCCACGGGCGCUGGACAUGCUGAGGCAACAGAGGAUGAUGAUGGUGCAGACCCUCUGCCAGUACACAUUCGUGUACCGAGUUCUCAUUCAGUUCCUGAAAAGCUCACGGCUCAUAUAAGCUCCCACAGCUUCCGAUGGGGACCCGAUCAUGUGAAGCGUUUACAGCUAAGAAAAAGUGCUUGCCUGACUCACGCUUUCUCCUCGACACUUGCUCCACGCAGAACGCUGCAUCAGGACGCGAGUGACGGGGUGAAUGAUGGCACCUGGAAGGAAGUAUGUGGCGCACAGGCCGAAGAGGGGGUUUCACCUGGGAAACGUGCUGAAGAGAAAGGACUUGGUUUCGAAGGCAUUGCCCUGCUCCGAUCUGUCCAAUUUGCAGUACUUGCACAUGUUUGGUGGGAGAUUGUAUUUUCUAGAUAAUUCUCUAUUUCACUGAAGCUGCGCUGGCAAUCUGGCAAUCACUAAGGCAUAUAGGUUUCUAUCUUAAACUAGUUUUUGAUAAUGAAAUUUUAUUUUAUGACGAAAAUAUUUGGGGUUUUCUUGUUGAGAAACUGUACUUUCUGUGGCGAUGAUCCACAGAUGUGAGUGGUUCCUAUAUAACUUUGUAUUUAAAACCAUGUUAUUAUCUUUUGUUAAUUUUUAAAAAUCUUGGGUACUUAACAGUUUAGUUACCAAACCCAAAACUACAAGAAGAAUCUAAAAAUGUUAUUUUGAAACACAGAAAGCAUUUUUAUAUUCAGAAAGUUUUUUAUCCUAAAAAUUCUAUGUAUUUGUACCUUCUGUAUUUUCCAAGCAGGAGUUCAACUCAUUGAGAUACUGAAACGAGUCAGUCAAUGUAAGUUAAAGUUGGGAAUGAAGGCACAUUAUUUAAAACAUAUAAGAAUAAUCAGAUUUACUAUUUUUUUUCAGUAUUAUUCAUAAACCCAAACGAGUUUGAUUUUAUUGGUUGAAAAUGAAGUGAAAAACAAUUGUAUAAGAUGGUUUUAAGCACUUUUUUUGUUGAAAACAAUAAAUCUGAGUUUUUAAUAUAUGUGUUGCUUUAUAGGUGAAAUAGUAACAACGGACGUAUUGAAAGUGUUUUGGAAGAGAUCAGGACUAAGAGUAUGUAGGAUGUCUAGGACGAGAGUAAGUGCAGUGUAAAUGCAAGAUGCUAAAUGCAAGUUGCCUUUGUCGUUACAAAAAAUGCAGUGUUAUCUAUACUCAGACUGAGAUGCUGGGAUGGAGAGCAGGAGCUUGGGAAGAGGCUAGGGGCUGACCCCCCGAGGUAGGUAUCCCCAGGAAAUUCAGGGCCCAUCACUGGCAAUGACUCACUCUGUUUCCUUGAAGUUCUUCCACCUACACCUCACUUCUUUUUUUAACAAAUCAGGUUUAUAUUAUGAUUAAAAGAAGCCUUGAAGAGGCUUUAUUUUCUUUUGGUUGAAAGAAGGGAAGAGUUAGUAAUAGUCUCACCUCAUCUCCCAAAACCACAGCGCAGACGUGUGGGGCCCCCAGAGAUGACUGUGGUAUUCAAGAUGUACUGGAACUUUCACUCCUUAAUCCUCUAACUUCACACCUGAGGUCAGCUUCAGCUCUGCCCCCCCCAAUUCCAUUUAGGCCCAUGCCAGUGGGCAGGACCAGGCAGACGGCCUUGUCACAGUGGGAGCCGAGGAGGUAGGGGAGGACGGAGGAGCCAUCUCUUUCUUCCUUCUUGAGGCUGCUUCUCCAAAACGUAGAGCUUCCAGAAUGUCAAAUCCGGGAUUAUUCUCCCAAAUUGCAAUAUCCUAGGGACAGCUCUGAUCCCCAUGUUGACUCCUAAAGCAGUUUAACUCAUACUGUCACCAUUAAGUGUGUGUUGUUAGCUGUGAGACAGGAUUUCCUUUAUACAGUGUGUGUAUCUGCCUGAAUCUGACCCGGAAACCAGCCACUUAAGAGGAAAAUUCAGACGAUAUUAAUGGAAAUGGAUAUUGAAAGUGGGCAUGUUUCUCACUUGGGAACAAAGAAGUGAUUUUAAAUCUAAAAUUGUUUAAGCAACAAUAGACCCAAGUGUAAAUAUUCAGAAAGAGCUCCCCAGGAGAAUGGAAUAAGAGUUUUUUUAUUGUAGUAUUUACAUCUCCACAUGUAAAGGACAGGAGUGUUUCUGAUGCUUUUUUUUUUCUUCCAUGGUACGUUUUAAAAAAAAUGCUUUUCUGUCAGGUUUAAACAUUUUGAAGUGUCCCAUUGACAAGAACACACUGUAAAACAAAAAUCUAAAGAGUAAUAUAUGGUAUUUUUGUGUUCCUGUUGUAAUAAUUUGAUUAUAAGAAAAUUACUUAUGAGGGCUAAAUUACACUGUGUAAAUGUCACUCUUAAAACUCGCAUGUUUGACAUAACUUCUAAGAUCCAUGUAAUUUUUUGUGUCCCUUUUGAAUUUUUAAACUUUUAAUUAACAGUUAGUGAAUAUGGAAGUAUUUCUGAAUAAAAGUACAUCUACAUUACUGGGCUUUGAAGUAAUGUGAUUUUCAAGAGCAAACUGUAGAACAUUGAGGUUUCAUAGGCUCACCCUGAGUUCAGGAUGUACUGUCUGCCAAACUUAAACAAUAUUUCAGUAUUUUAGUGUCUUUUAGUUCACUGAUAUUCUUAAUUUCAUAUCAACAUUACCAAAAUGUACAUUUUCACGAAAAAUAGGUUAUAAACCAGUGUUUUCCACUAAUCAGUGUUGACAUCUCUGGCAUCAGUUUUCCUGAUUAGUUGGGUCUUUUGGUAAAAUACUCUAGUUGAUAGUUUUGAACACAGAAAGGAUUAAUUUAGAAUAUCAUUUAGAAUGUUAAUUGCAAAUCAUUAUUACUUACAUUCUUCUGGAACAUCUACUGUGAAACAUUCAAAAAGCCCUAGAAUUUAGCCUUUCAAACAUUUUGGCAGGAUUAAAACAGAAGCUGUGCUUCCUUAGAAAUUCCCAGAAAGACCAAGGUCUAGGCAGAAACCCUGAGGAGGAGUGUAGGGUGGAGUGAUGACAACAUGGCAUGGCCAACUUUUUUGUUGAAGCUUUCAUCAUGAGAAGAAAAACAGUCAUUUCAAAUGGGUUGAUAAGUUAAUAUUCACAAUAGUAAGGAAAUAUAAAUGUCCAUAUUAUAUGUAAUAUGAAACUUUAUUAAAAUGUAAAGAAUUACUGUUUAUUAUAAAUCAUUUAAAAAAUCAGACUUUUGAAAGGGAUUCUUUUAGAUAUAAAUUUUUGGAAGUUGCUUUCCAUCAAGAUUUCAUGUGGAACAAGCUAAACCGUCUCUUUCCAGUUUAAAGUUUAUUAAAAUAAUCUAAAUUGGAGGGGCCUCUUUUUUUGAACUGAGGGAUAGAUAUUUCAAAAACAGAGGAAUAGAGAUACCUUGGGAAUUUUCCUGAAAACAAUUCUUGAAAAAACAAUGAGUUUUUCAAAUACCUGAGAUAAGGGCUCCAUUUACCCUAAGUAUGUAUAAAUACUUAUUAAAAAUGAGGAAAAAUCAAGAAGUCUAGUUAAGGUUUGCAUGCAUUAGGGCUGGGUGGCUAGAGGAUUUCAGAAAACGCUUGAAAGGGCCCUUGGGUUGUUAAAGUGGCAUAGUUUUCUAUAUAGCUCAGGCAGUUCCCAAAUAAAAAUCAUGCUCUAAAAGUUUAGAUGUAUGUUCAGUUACUGAGAGCAUUGUUUACGAGAGGAAAUAUUACUAUAAAGUGAGUAUCAGCGUUCUUGGUUUGUUCUCCCAGAGCUUAUUGAGACCACAGCAGCUCUGAAAGUUAGGCAGUGGUAGUCAAGUCACCGCCAUCCGUACUCCAAGAGAAAGAUACAGCAGCUUUCCUCCCUGCUGCACCCUGCUGGUGAGAGCACAGAAAACAUUCUCUCUGGGUCUGCCCGGCAGUGGGAAUGGAGCCUCAGCAAGCAGCUGAAGUCAGAUUGAUCAGUGUUCCACGAGAGAAUUCCACAUCAUGUUAACGUUGCGUCGUUUGUCUCAGAAACUUGAGUGGCGCAUGAAGGGUAAGCAACAGAAAGGGACAUAUGAUGGAGGUGAGCAGGGAUGCUGCCUAUGACACUGCCUGUGAGGUGGCAUGGGGUGAAGGAAGAUAAAUUGGCAAUACAUACCCCUACAUUUCCUGUUUCCGUUUACAUAUCUAUUUUUGGAUUGUCCCUGGCUUGAAAUGGGAAGUAGAAGAUGGGCCUGGGCCAAGAAGGAAGUAUAAGGUCUGCAGCACCCCGCUGAGGAAGCAGCAGUUCCAAGGCAAAUAUUUCCAUGUAAAGAGUAUCUCUAGGUCACGUGUAUAUGAUUAGGGCCUGGCUGCACAUCGUAUAUCCAAAAAUGUUUGAGUCAAAAUACUUAGUUUUAACAAACUAGAGUAAAUAUGAACUUUAUCCAAUAUGUUGCUGGGUUAAGAAAGGGAUAGUAACCAUAUACUUAUUUUAAGUUAUGUUUUAAUAUUAUAAAUAAGCAUGAAUGAGUGACAAGAAAGGAAUCGUUUGAACCACCCGUAGAACUAGCAGUAUGGCUAACGUACUUUUCCAAAUCUUUGAAAAUUACUUAUUAGGUAGAUCUUUUGGUCAUUAUUCCUUCCAUUAAAUAUGACUUUGUGGUGUGUCAUAUAAAAGGACCAUUUAAAAUCUCGAAGAUGCUUUGGCUUUGAAUCUAUGAUGUAAUGUACCCACACUGGCUAUAGCAGUGCAUGAUUCCAGUGUAAUAAAUCUGCAAUUUUAAACUGAACUGGUAGGCGGUUUCUAAACUGUGUAUAAAGACCAGUACUUUAUUUUGAUUGUCACUGUCGGUAGUGACACAUUUUAAGUGUGCAUGCGUAGUUUAAAUUCAAGGUCUAAAAGCUUGGUGAAGAAGAGAUGUACAGUAUUCACUCCCAGGAGCAGGUCUAUACUACCAGAGACGUUCAGAAGGUUGGAUCAUCUGCGUUAUCCACAACAUGAAUCUGUCGGUCCUCAUUUUCUGGGGUAGGUUGAGGAGACUAGUACAGAUUUGAUGGUAACUGGCUUUCCACUUCCACCUGCUCAUUUAUUCCCCACAAGUAAGUGGGGAAUAUAAGCUCAAUCACUCAUUUUUCGUAAGAGUGCAAGUAUCGCAGUUCAGACUGCUGUCAUAAAUGCUAAGAGACUGUCCAAACUUUUUUUCCCAGAGAUUUAUUAGAAAUCACAUUCAAUUAAUGGACCAUUGAAUGAGACAAAUCCUCUUUUUACUUUAUAGUAAUAUUUAUUGAAAUGUAAUUUAAUCUUAGAGACGUGUCCUAAAAGGAUCUAAUGCUUUUGUAGUUUUACUGGAAUAAUACCAUACUGGCUCAUUGUAACGAAUAACCUCAAAAAAGGUAAAUAUUCUCCAGAGGUGAGAAACUUAUUUCCAGAACAGAUUUAAUAAAAACAAGAAUUAAAAGUAAUACAAAAUCUUAAGCCCACAAAACAAAAAGGUGAAAGAAAAAAAUGGAAGGAAAAAAUACUAUAAUUUGUGACAAAUUUUAGAUUAGUAGUGCUCUAGUGGGUUUUAUUUGCAUAGUUUGGUUUUGUGACCCAAUAGAGAAGUUGAAAUAGUUAUUGUACAGGCAUGAUUCUUAAUGUUUUUGAAGAUUUUCUGUUAGUAUCAGUUUGGACUCCCCAUUUUAGAAUUUUUUCAAUUCUAUAUUAAAAGUAAACACCUUAAUUUCUUGUAGAAUUGAGCUAUUACACAAUUAUCAGUGUAUUUAAUUUCUAAGCAACACAUUGAAAAUGAGGGGAAAAGAUAAAAAUAUUUUUUAAAAUAUUGAGCCUUAAAAAAGCUUGGUUGCAGAGUAAACCUUACACAAAAGAUUGGCACUGGGCCAUUAGAAUAUAUUUUUGCUUUUUACUGUAUUCUUCAGUGAUUUUUUACAUUAAAAUAUAAAACACAGUUUUUAUCAUGCAAAUGUUAUUUUCCCAUGAAAACGCCUGUUUCACUCUAUUGUGCUUAAAAGAGGGAGAUAUUUUGAACUCUAAUGAUGCUACUCAGUUCAGAUGAAGAAUUACACUGCAACAAGACAGAAAUUUGUUGUAUACUUCUUUGUUACAAACUGAAGCACACUAAACCCUACCCAUAGUAAAUUUAGCAAAGGAUAGUUUAAAAAUGAAUAUCUAGAUAACAAGUCUAUUUAAAUAAAAAUUCCAACAGUAGUUAGUAUGACUUAACAGUCCUAAGAAACUUAAAAAUUUGGAGAAAAUUUUUUUAUGAAAUAGAUUUUCUUGGAAAGUUGCCAUAUAAUUCAAACAAUGCACUGGGAAUUCUACCUUUUUAAAAUCAGGUUGUAUACAUAAUUGUCUAGUAUUUUCUAGUUUAAAAAGUGAUUUUAUGUGCUACUGUCUGAUGAUCAAUAAUGUAAAAAUGUAUACUCAAAAGAGCUUAAAUCUCCUAAACUGUCAUUGCUUUGUAUAAGUGUGUACAUUUAA
Messenger RNA from Hippopotamus amphibius kiboko, 10343 nucleotides. RefSeq names its product protein tyrosine phosphatase non-receptor type 21 (gene PTPN21). Gene Ontology annotation, biological process: protein dephosphorylation. Gene Ontology annotation, cellular component: cytoskeleton. Lineage: Eukaryota; Metazoa; Chordata; Mammalia; Artiodactyla; Hippopotamidae. Bases 579 to 4097 code for a protein of 1172 amino acids. The record is from RefSeq and is a predicted model, not a curated record. The transcript has 19 exons. Gene Ontology annotation, molecular function: protein tyrosine phosphatase activity.